Molecule: messenger RNA, 1695 nt
Organism: Sporothrix brasiliensis 5110
Lineage: Eukaryota; Fungi; Ascomycota; Sordariomycetes; Ophiostomatales; Ophiostomataceae
Product: serine/threonineeeee kinase 32
Exons: 5
Coding region: 1-1695 (564 amino acids)
Biological process (GO): intracellular signal transduction; peptidyl-serine phosphorylation
Molecular function (GO): protein serine/threonine kinase activity; ATP binding
Source: RefSeq, a predicted model, not a curated record
AUGGGUAACGGCCAGGGGAAAGUGGCCGACCUGACUGGCGAAGUGAAUCUCAACCACUUUCGCCUGCUUCGAGUUGUCGGCCGCGGUGCCUUUGGCAAGGUCCGCAUCGUCGAGAGAAAAGACACCAACCUAUCGUUUGCGCUGAAAUACAUUCGGAAAGAUGAAGUUGUCCGGUCCGAAAGCGUACGCAACAUCAUUCGCGAACGACGCAUGCUCGAACACGUUAACCACCCGUUCAUCUGCAAUUUGCGAUACAGCUUCCAAGAUAUCGAGUAUAUGUAUCUCGUUGUCGACCUGAUGAGCGGCGGCGAUCUUCGGUUUCACAUCUCCCGCAAAACAUUCACCGAAGACGCCGUGCGCUUCUGGAUAGCCGAGCUAGGAUGUGCCCUGCGCUACGUCCACGGCCAAGGCAUCAUCCACCGUGACGUGAAACCGGACAACGUCCUGUUGGAUGCUGAUGGCCACGUCCACCUGACAGACUUUAAUGUUGCUUCCGAUAUCGUCCCCGGUCGGACGUUGACGAGCAAAUCUGGAACACUCGCGUAUUUGGCACCGGAGGUCUAUGCCGGCCGCGGUUAUGAUGUCCGCGCCGACUGGUGGUCAUUGGGCGUCACAUUUUACGAGUGCAUAUACAGCAAGCGUCCGUUUGAGGGGAACACAGAAUCGUCUCUUGGUGCAACGAUUCAAAACGCACAGCCAAACUUCCCCAUCACAUCACCACCCGUCAGCCUCCCAUGUCUCUACGCCAUCCGCGACGCCCUGCACCCGGAUCCUGACAUGCGCCUCGGCUCCACUUGGGAGAGCUUCACCCGGCACGAGUUCUUUUCCCAGAUCGACUUUAUUGCCCUCGAGCGGAAAGAGAUUGAACCCGUCUUUAUCCCAUCGGCAGACAAGACCAACUUUGAUGCCACGUACGACUUGGAAGAGCUUCUGUUGGAAGAGGCGCCGUUGGAGGCACGUGCUCGCCGCCAAAAGCCACGGGAGCGCCUCAAGGACGAUGCGACCGACAAGGAGAUUCGUGAAGACGAGCUGUACCGCACCAUCGAGAGAGACUUCCGUCCUUUCGACUACACGCUGGCUGCGUACAAGAAAUUGACUGCCGAGGAGGAGCUGAGGGUACAUGGUCAACACGUUGUGCCCUUCGACGAGGAUGCCAACGAUCAACCGCCGCAGCCGCAGGCAAUCACGACGGACGAGGCGCUUCCGGCAUCGCGUGCUAGCAACAGCAACAGCAACACAUCCGACCCGCGGGACUACAACCUUGACUAUGCCAACCUGCAAUCUCCCGAUCCCCAUAGACGGGCAGCACCGCCCGGCCGCCCGCCCCCAUUGCCACCAUACCCCAACCCAUACACAAACUCCGCCCGCAACAUCAGCAGCCGCCCAGGACGCCACCUUGGCCAUGUGCCGAGCGGCAGCAUUGUGGUCGGCAGCUCGACAGGCGGUGUGCAGGUGCGGCUGGACGGCGCCGGCGACUGGUCUGAGCUGGCAAGACAGGACAACACGCUCCCCACCGAUGCAGCUGUCGGCCGCCUCCUUGGCGAGGGCGGUGAUCCCGGAGCGGACGGUAAGGAUGCUGGCGGCGGUGGCGGCGUGUUUGGUUUCUUAAGCCGCAAAAAGGGCCGUGGAAACAGCCCGAAGCCCAAGGAACGCGGUGUGCUGGGCAAGGAAGGUGCUCGUGUGGUGAUUGGGUGA